This is a messenger RNA of Oryzias latipes (Japanese medaka), 4633 nucleotides long. RefSeq names its product Ras association domain family member 8a (gene rassf8a). NCBI's taxonomy places the organism in Eukaryota, Metazoa, Chordata, Actinopteri, Beloniformes, Adrianichthyidae. The record is from RefSeq and is a predicted model, not a curated record. Gene Ontology annotation, biological process: signal transduction.
GUCCGCUUUAGUGGAAUCCUCUGAAGAACCGGACUCGAUACCGGGUUCGGUUCUCUGAAGAACCGGACUCGAUACCGGGUUCGGUUCUUCAGAGGAUCACUUUUUGAAGCCCCUUUAAACGCCAUUUCUGCAGCUUCUUCGCUCGCUGCAACUAUUGAACCGUGCUGCGAUAGUAUUAUGCUAACUCUGGAGCUCUGGGAUCAGAAAUGUCUGAAGAUGCUUUGAGGCUGUUCCCGGCUGAUGCUGACUCUCUCUGUGGGCCGAAUCCUCUGCGCAGUUGUCGCACUUGGAGUUAGUAGGCUAACUAAAAAAAUAAAAGAAAAAGUUUGCUUGUUGGAUUGCCUGAAACAUCAGUGAUUUAUCUCUGCGCUUCAUGCUCGUGACUGUCAGACAGACAGCAGCUCCCGUCAAACUAGUCACGGACACAAAAGCAGAUGAUGUUUUGGAAAAAGGAAGAAAAAAAAAACCCAACAUGUACAGAAAUUGGCUGGAUGCCUGUCAAGGGGAUGUUGCAGAACCCCCCCCCCCCCCUCCUGCAAAAUAAGUGGGCAAUAUAAGCAGUGAAAAUGGCAAGGGAACAAAAGAGGCAUUAUUACUGGCUGAACGUGCCGUCCAGAUGUUUGACAUUCAGCCAGCAGUGACCUCCCUAAUGGGGGAGGCUGCUUCAGCUCCCCAAAAGUUUGAAUAUGAGCUCAGGAAGGAGACACUGGAGGGGGAGGGGGAGCUGUGGGUGUCCUGUAGCAAAAUAGGUCUUUGCUUUGGAUUUGCUGCUGUGUUACUUUGGUGCUUUGAUUUUGGAAGGCUUUAAUCCAGUUCAGUUUGGUCUUGGAAUGGAAGCGUGUGCAUCUGUGGAAACGGCUGUUUCAUCUGCCUUGGUGCCCAAUAAUCAAGUCUUUCUUUAUUCAAAUCAUUGUGAAGCGGAUGAAAAAAUUGCAGAAAACUUGCUGGGCGGUCCACAAGCUCCCUGCUCCGCUCCAUUCUGAUGCAUCCACUUGCAGACAAAGACAAUCCAUGUGCGUCUUUGUUUUCCUCGUCUGAGCUGACAACUGGCUUUAAUGCCGUAUGGCUAGAUGGCUCCAACAUUGCUCGCCGUUUUUGGCGCACCACUAAUGUUAGCUUGGGAUUGUGAGGGGCUGUAAGCUUGCAGGAGAGCAUGUAAACGGAGAGCUCUUAGUUAUGAGUGACAAAAGGGGACAGGGUGGGUUCUGUGCCAACGGUCCCGCCCACAACUCAGAGGCAAAUUUCUAAUAAAUUACUGUGGUUUUUGCAGAAACGACACAGGUGUCUUGAUUUUGGCUAAAAUGCAUAAUCAUAGUUAUCAUAGUUGAAAGCCCACUGGGAACGCUUUAAAAAUGAUCAAAACAAGUGAGUUUUUAUAUGGGUUGCACGUUGUUGCGUACCUGUCCUGAGCUUCAGAACUAAAGGAGAACCAUCACGUUCUUAUCUGGUUCUGAUUGCCUUCUCCCAUCCCGGGAAUGCAUGCCCCUAGUUGUUAUCAUUUUUCCACUCUGCAGCAUCAAGGCCUCUUCACCGUGCUCUGCAAAGUUUACACUCAAGGAGGGCAUGCAUGCUGGAAGCUCGUAGAGUUGCACUUUUUUCUGUAGCAGCUCCAUCCUGUCAGCAAGCAUGCGUUUUCUCCUCCAAAGGACUGAAAAACCCACAGAUUGGAUGCAUCCCCUGCACAUCCACACCAUCUUGAAGAACUGCAAGGGGCAAAAGUGAAUUAGCCACGGGGCCCUCUCUGCCGCCCCGCAUCAUUGCAGCUCUCGAUAAUGUUGCAGCUACUGCACCAUAACUGGCUCCCUCGUCUCUGAACCAAAAUGGAGCUGAAGGUCUGGGUGGAUGGAGUCCAGCGAGUCGUGUGCGGGGUCACAGAAGCAACCACCUGCCAGGAAGUGGUAAUUGCUCUGGCUCAGGCCAUAGGACGCACAGGGAGAUACACUUUAGUUGAAAGAUGGCGGGACACAGAGCGGCAUCUGGCCCCGAACGAGAGUCCCGUGGCGUCUCUGAACACCUGGGGUCAGUACGCCGGGGACGUCCAGCUGGUUCUGCACCGCACCGGCCCAUCGCUGACGGAGCGGCCUCCCUCAGAGGGCCCCCCGCUCAGGGCCCCAGAGCGCGGGCUGCAUCGUCAAAGUCUCCCGCCCCUCGCAAAGCUUCGUCAUCCACACGAGCAUUUGCUUCAUCGCCGGGAGCCGCGCCGAAAGUCCCUCACGUUCUCAGGAGCACCCAGAAGUCUGAGGGAGAUGCUGAGCGUCGGACGGGCCUGUGACGCAGAGGGGAAGAGAAGGUUCCUGCUCGGUGGGGACAGGAACCAUUUCCAUUCCUCUCCAGUCUUUGGGGCCACCUCAACCAGCUUAUGGACCCGUAGCAUGGAGGAUCUGGUCAGACUGGUCAGUCUGCAGAGAGACACUCUGAACAUGCUGGACAGGAAGCUGAUGGCCAAUGAAGCUGAGCUCCACGCGUGGGCUGGGGGGCAAGGGGGCUUUCCUGGAGGCUGCAGUGUGGAGCUUGGAGGAGGACUGUCGGAGGAGAUUUCCAAGCUAGAGAAGCACUUAAGGAAGAAUGAGGUGGAAAUGGAGGAGGAAGAGUUUUGGGCCACAGAGCUGCAGAUUGAGGUGGAAAGUGAAAGGCAGCUGGAGGAGAGGCUGCAGGAGCUACGAGGCCGCCUUCAGGGCUGUGAGCGGGAAAUUGAAGAGAAACUGGCGAGGGUCCAGGGUGUGGAGGCGGGCCUGAAGGAGGAGAAACUCCAGAGAGAGCAGCAGGAGACCCAGUGGGUCAGCGAGGCAGAGGCGCGAGCUCAGGUCCUCAGGAUCCGGGCGGAGCUGAAGGCUCAGGAGAGGCAGGCGGUGCAGCUGGAGAGCAGCAGCAGGGCUGUGGACCGAUCGCUCAGUCAAAGCAGCAAAAAGAUUCAGGACAUGCAGCACGAGCUGGAGCAGCUGACCAAGGAGCUGAGGCAGGUGAACCUGCAGCAGUUUAUCAAGCAGACCGGGACCAAGGUUACAGUGUUGCCAGCCGAACCCUCUGAGGAUGACGGCGCCCGCAGCAGUCGCUGUGCAGAGUCAGUUCCUCUAACAGGCUCUCUGAAGCGCCCUGUGGUGUCCCACCUGACCUCCAGUCACCUCCGUGUUCUUCAAAACUCUCUCAGCUCUGGCCUAAACCCAGAAGGGAUCUAUGUGUGAUUCCCCCCCCCCCCCCCCCCCCCCCCCCUCCGAGGACUGAGUUUUAACUUAUCACAACUAUGCAUUUUGUAUGUUGUCUUGGUGAAGGAACAAUCUGCAUGGAAGUCACUAAGCACUUGGUUUUUUUUUAAGCUGAAGGUGGUUUGAAGCAUGUUUUACAUGAGAAGGUCUCCAAAUGAGGCCGUUUGAUUCAUUUCUGGCUGUUGAUGGAAACGUACCGCCUGCUGUACUCUUACUCUCUCCCUGUAAUACCUGCUGGAUGGUUCAUGUUACUCUCUCAAGCAUCGUCAUUUUCAAACCUCUGCCUUCUGAACCGUGUCUCUGAGAAUGUUGUGAAGGUGUGGCCCCUUUUCCACAGCAGUUAGCCCACAUGGGCCCUGGAGAAGACGUUCUCAUUAAAAAGUGUUUCCCUUUUGUGUUUCAAAGUAGGUGGAGUCAAAUCGGUGCUGCACUCAACUCAACGCUCAUGGAUUGUGACGAGCAGCUGUGUGUGUACAGGCUUUGUGUCUCCAUAUAUGUGAAGGAUCUGUGCGUGGUUCACCUGUGACCAAUCUGCCCUCAAGUUCAAACUAUGCACAAACGGUUUUUGUCGAUGAUGAAUGUUUGACAGCUUUAUUUAGUGACUUAGUAGAUUGACAAAAAUGCAGUCUCUUAGUCUGCAUAUUAAAGCAGUGUUGAGCGCAUUUUUGUUGUUUAACCACAGCAUGAUAUAUUUUUGCUGAAUGUCAUUUUUAAAAUUUUCUAACUCUGGCCAUACGGGGACAGACGGGUGUGGUGGCAUGAUGGUGUCAGCCCUAGACUGGCGAGCAGAGCAGACCUAAAGGCGUGCAGCCGUUGAGCAGGUAGCUGCAGCUCUGUCUAGAGUCUGAGCUGGCGGUUUCGCCUGCAGUCAGAACAGUGGAGGAGCGAAGCACGUCAUUGGCCGUGUGUCAACAGACAGAAUAGCCAGGUUAUGAAGCCUCUCUUUAGGUUGUAGCUUAGCUGCUAAACACUUCAGAGUGCCUUAUGCUCGUCCACAAACGGACUAUGGAGAUCACUGACUUGGUGUAGACAUGAAGGAUAAAUCAAAGUUCAGUCAUUAGAUAUUUGUACUUGACUUGAAAACUGCAGUCAACUAGUUUCUUAUGUGUUUUAAAAAAACACUUCAUGCUCCUGCGCUUUAUUUGUUUUGUACUUCAUAAUGUUCAGUGAAACUUUUUUUUUUUUCUCGUCAUGGCGAGGCGCGUGUACUGUAGUUGGCAUCUGUACUGUCACACAGUUAGGGUCACUGUUUACAACUGCAAAUCUUCUGGAAAACUCCAAGAUGUCGACUGUAUAUAACCUGUCUUUUUUUUUUUACAUUUUUCUUUGCCUUUGAUACAUUGCUGAGUGUUUUUGAAAGGUUUGUAUGGCUGUAACAGGCUGAUGGCAUGAUACGGAUUGCAUGGUUCAAUAAACCAUCGGUUAAAAUA